AAUAAUGUGAUGUUGUAUUAUAAAUAUAAAUAAAUAAAUUAUUUUCAGUCACGUGCGCUUGGGAUUACACUAACAUGUUCUACGGUAACAACGGCUCCCUCAUGUGCUUAAACGAUCCAAACACUCACGUAGCCUUCGUAGAGAUGCAGGACAUAAGAGCACAAAUCAGGGCCCUCGGUCUUCAGGAGUCCAGUUUCAGAGCUUUGUGUUCGAACAACUCGCUGGCUUGGUCAGCAGGCGUGGUGGUGCCCGAUGACUGCCUCAUAGCACACGUUGUGGAUGCAGAGAUCCUCACCAGAAGAAACGACCCACACUUCAACAGCUUGGGCUCCCUCCUCGACUCUAUUGAAGAAUUGUUCGGUUACAACGUUAUGACGGCGGAACAGCUGAUAAACUUCCGCGUAUACUCGCCCUUCGACGGGGUCAGUGACCUAUUAUUCAAGGACACCACCAAUGGUCUUACGGCACCCACCUUGGAGACCGGACACCAACCAGCUAGGAACUAUAUAGAGAUGUUUAGACAUCUCGACGCUUGCACCAGUUCGGCUCCAACUACCCCCGCCCCUGGAAGCGCUAAAAGAAUUUAUAUUUCAUUCUUCACUUUAGCUAUGAUGGCUCUCACCGCUCGUAUGAUGGCCGACUAAUAAAUUUUAAUAAAAGCAACAAGUAUUUAUUGUGUAUUCAAUACGGCAUUGUAUAAGAACUAAAUUACAUUUGCCAAUUUUUAAAAAACGUGACAGAUGAUACAAUAAGU
This is a messenger RNA of Diatraea saccharalis (sugarcane borer), 754 nucleotides long. NCBI's taxonomy places the organism in Eukaryota, Metazoa, Arthropoda, Insecta, Lepidoptera, Crambidae. The record is from the annotation of a GenBank genome assembly.